Molecule: messenger RNA, 1203 nt
Organism: Amaranthus tricolor (Joseph's coat)
Lineage: Eukaryota; Viridiplantae; Streptophyta; Magnoliopsida; Caryophyllales; Amaranthaceae
Exons: 1
Coding region: 129-953 (274 amino acids)
Source: RefSeq, a predicted model, not a curated record
UCUUUUUUCUAACUUCACUAGUCAGUAGUCACUACCCAGUCCAUCUCACCCGUCCCUUCACACAUUUCGUCCUAGUCGGUGUGCAGAAUACUUUAAACUCUCAACUCUGAAUCCUCAAGUGCACAAAAAUGGCGGAUUUCGCAUUUCUAUCAGACACAGACGAAUCUGCAGUUGAACAAAUCCUUGCUGAAGCUAUGGAUCAUUGCGUUCUACAACAAGUUGCCACCAUUAACUGUUCUUCUUUCUCUCAGUCUGUUCUUCCUUCUGAUCUUGAAUCUCGUUUUCAAAGACUUAAAACAUUUCCUUCUUCUCAUCCCUCUAAAUCUCUGCCCAAAUCCCAACUCGCUCCUGAAUCAGCCAAAGAGUCUAACAACUCUUUGAAUAACUCAGCUGAAAAAGAAAAACGCGUUUCUGGAAAUUCCAGGAAGCCCCUAGCAAAAGAAAAAGAAAAGGAUUCGGAAGGAAAUUCUCGUUCUGGGUAUCUCUCUUCUCCUUCUGGGUCAUCGAAUUCUUCAUUUGGGCAGUUAAAUUCCCCCAAAUUAGAGGCUAAAAAAGAUGUUAAAAAGGGUAAGGAUGGAAAAUUUCUGUCUAGGUCUCUCUCAUUUAGCUCUAAUUCUUCUACCUCUUCUUCAACAAAAAAGGCGAAAACUGGUUGUUUUUGGUGCUCUCCCAAACAGGCUUCAAAGAAAAAGAGUUGUACUCAAAAGGGUAUGCUUGAUUUGGAAGAUGAUUGGGGGAAACACGAUGAACUUUUGAGUGAUUUGAAGUCAUUUUCGUUGAAAAAGCAGAAGAAUUUGAUGAAGAUUGCAAAAAGGGAAGAAAUGAAGAUCAAUAAAGAAGCAGAAAAGAUAGUUAAAUGGGCUAAACAAGCUUCUGCAAGAAUGGAGUUUUCUGGGUUUCAUGAUGAUGAUCUUAGUGAUGAUGAUGAUGAUCAUAGUUUUGGUCUCCAUUGAUGUGACCAUGUGAGUUUCUCUUCAAAAUAUACUUCUACUAGUGGUUCAAAUUUACCUUAUUUUCCCCUCAUAUGCAACAAAUACAUACUAUAUAUAGUAAUAGUAAGACCAAGUCAUAGAAACUUUUCUUCUAUAUUUGUUACUUGUUACUAGAAAGCAAAACAUUGUUAUCCAACAUGGUGUAAAAAGCUUGUUAUUAAUAUUAGAAAUUGAGUUUCAUUAUGCAGUAUGCAUAUUGGUUUUGUUCUUU